Molecule: messenger RNA, 2982 nt
Organism: Salmo salar (Atlantic salmon)
Lineage: Eukaryota; Metazoa; Chordata; Actinopteri; Salmoniformes; Salmonidae
Product: T-box transcription factor TBX1
Biological process (GO): regulation of transcription by RNA polymerase II; positive regulation of DNA-templated transcription; cell fate specification
Cellular component (GO): chromatin; nucleus
Molecular function (GO): DNA-binding transcription factor activity, RNA polymerase II-specific; RNA polymerase II cis-regulatory region sequence-specific DNA binding
Source: RefSeq, a predicted model, not a curated record
UAGUUCAUUAGACAGGAGGGGACAACAACGCCCACAUGUCCAAAGUAGACUAUUUGGAAAUUACGCGCGCUGUCCUUGCACAACCAAAGGACCUAAACAUAUAAUUCACUUUACAAUUGCAGUACUUUGAAGCCUGACAUCCGCAAUGACGUUAAACUUUUUUUGUUGCAAAAUGAAUAAAACAUUUGGCACAUUGAUUGACAAGGUCUUAUUCAAAUAAAACUUCUAGUCAAAGCGUGCACACUUUUUUCGAGCCCUGCAUGGGAGGCGUGGAGCUCUCACUUUUGACAUUCUCUCUCUCUGCAGUAGCUUCUCCUCAAGGCAGACUAGCGAACUCUUAUGACAUCACCCAGCCACCGAAUGGGGGAAGAAGGGAACAGCUCUCUGCGGAUGAACGAUGUUUUAAUAGAAGUGGACGUGUUUGGGCAUAUCAAUUGAAUUCGUGCAAGGGAAAAGUUUUUAAAGUUGUUCAAAUCUUCAAAAAGAUUCCGUGGGAAUACUUUGCUUUGAAAACAGCGGAGUUACCCAUAGCCUACUUCGCCGAAAGGUCCCUGAAUUGGCUACCAACGAAUGUUAGAGGCGAAAUGUAAAACUAUAACUAUUGUAGCGUAUGUUCCUGCGCAUUGUGUCUAGUCUCCUGCUUUCUGGAAUAGAGCACAAAGGAAGCAGAGGAGAGACGGCUUUUCUCGACUUCAUUUCUCGCCUAUGGACGACAGCGGUCCCCUCUCUCCAAAGGCAAAUGCUUUCAGUAUAGCCUCUCUGAUUUCAGCUGCAGAGCAAGCAGGAAACGCAACAUUUGACAAACACGGCACUGGCCUGGACAAGCAACACCAGCACGACUGUUACAGUUCAUUGAAAAUGCACUACAGCACUGUCACCAGGGAAAUGGAAGCGAUAUCCAGUCCGUGGCUGACGCAGCUGUCCCAUUUUUGCGAUGUUGCAGCCUUCACUACUAGCAGCCUAAGCAGCCUCAACACGUCAGGAAGUUACCAUCUCUCCCCGUCCCCCGGGGACCCCUACAGCCAACAUGAAACCCACUUUGAGCCCUGCCCGGCCGCUCAACACAGCUACAACUACUCGGGGUCGAACCCGGCCCAGGCCCAGCACAGCGACACCGGGACUUCCAACUGUUCCUCCUCCAGCUCCACGCCGAACAGCAAGUCUCUGGUGAAAAAGAACCCUAAGGUGGCCAACAUUAACGUUCAGUUGGAGAUGAAAGCUUUAUGGGAUGAAUUUAAUCAGCUGGGAACAGAGAUGAUCGUUACCAAGGCUGGAAGGCGAAUGUUUCCUACGUUUCAAGUGAAAAUAUUUGGAAUGGAUCCUAUGGCAGACUACAUGCUGCUAAUGGAUUUCUUACCAGUCGACGACAAAAGAUACAGGUAUGCUUUCCACAGCUCCUCGUGGCUGGUGGCGGGUAAAGCUGACCCUGCUACUCCGGGGAGAGUUCACUACCACCCCGACUCUCCAGCCAAGGGCGCACAGUGGAUGAAGCAGAUAGUCUCAUUCGAUAAACUAAAACUCACUAACAAUUUACUGGAUGACAAUGGACAUAUCAUUCUAAACUCAAUGCACAGAUACCAGCCAAGGUUCCACGUCGUCUAUGUGGACCCACGCAAAGACAGCGAGAAGUAUGCGGAGGAGAAUUAUAAGACCUUUGUUUUUGAGGAAACACGGUUCACGGCGGUAACAGCAUACCAAAACCACAGGAUCACGCAGCUGAAAAUCGCCAGUAAUCCUUUUGCAAAGGGCUUCAGGGACUGUGAUCCAGAGGACUGGCCCAGGAAUCACAGGCCAGGCUCUCUGCCAAUUAUGAGUGCCUUUGCAAGAACAAGGAACCCAAUGUCGUCUCCCCCACAGCAGAACUCAGAAAAAGAGGACAGUAGGCGGGACUACGACCGGGACCCCAGUGGUACGCCGAUGCACGCCGACCCCGCCCACCAGCUGAUGUCACGCGUCCUCAGCCCCGCUCUCCCCAUCCCAGGAGGCCUCCACGCCGUCUCCCUCACCAGCGGCCGGCCCAGCCCUCCCCACGAUUUGCGUACCCCGGACGGCCACCCGCUGGCCCCAGACACCCUGCAUCACCACCCCUACAAGUACCCCACAUCCUACGAACACUACCUGGGGGCUAAGACCCGGCCAGCGCCGUACCCUUUACCCGGCCUCAGAGGACACACGUACCACCACCACAUGAACCCAGCCACAGCUAACAUGUACUCUGCCACCAGCGCCCCCUCUAACUAUGACUACGGGCCAAGAUAAUGAAUAUAUAGCUGUAGCCGGCAGCCGCUGCCCAUGGCCGACACACCUGGGCCACCGCUACUAGCUAGCUAACGCUGUGGAAAAGCAAACACACAGGAGGGGAGGGACAACACAACUCUGUCUUCAUGGCUGAUGCAAUGUCAAGCGAGUGGGGAGAUUGCGCGGUGCGCCCCUGUUGCUGGAUACCCUCCACCCCUCAGAGAGAGACAAAAACUUCCGUAUUUAUUUUAGGGAAACGUAUCUUGGCAGGAAGUACAGACUGCCUUCUGAGCCCAAGCAGGGGUCUGUCUUGACCUCUGAACGUUGACAGCAAUAGCUCUAUAUGAGGGUACCUUUUUCCUGUGUGGUAGAGCGAAGCAGACAGUGAGCCCUCUCUUAAAACAUGGAUGACGCAUUACCACGGACUGGAAAUUAUUAUUUUUUGUGUUGGAUGCACUUUGUUUUUUUUUUGCUUUCAAAAAAGCCAUAUGUUAUAUAGUCAAUCAAGCUUCCAUAAAUAUACAAAGAUAUUUGCAUGUUGAGCUCAUCAGAUAGGUGUUAAAAUGCCUUUGAAAUUUUGUUUUUUUGUUCGAGAAAAAAAAAAUGGAUUUGAUUUUUUAACCAUCCUGAGAUACAGCCCUGAGAAGCUUGUACCACGGCACUGACUUGCAGCAAUUCUAAGUAAAUAAAUACAGCAUGACUGUUCUGUAACUGUAAAAUAAACAUCACAUUCUUAACUUUUAA